Messenger RNA from Prunus armeniaca (apricot), 537 nucleotides. NCBI's taxonomy places the organism in Eukaryota, Viridiplantae, Streptophyta, Magnoliopsida, Rosales, Rosaceae. The record is from the annotation of a GenBank genome assembly.
AUGAUGAAGAGCAUAGGAGAAGGCAGUGGAAGCUUGAGCAAACCAGUGGUCUGCCUCCCUCAUGCGGUGUGUUCAUCGAAGCUUAACUCCACAGUUCAUAUCCACAAGGGAAAUAUGGUUUCUAAAGUGAAGUUGAUGAUUGCUGAGGAAGAAAAGUUCCAGGGAAAGGUGAUGUCCCUUUCCCAUAUAAAGACCGCAAUCAAUACCAUAAAGCAGAAAUUCAAUCUGCAACAGCUACAAAGGUUUGAAGAGAGUUGUUUUGGUCAUCUCUUACUCAUUGAGGACCUUAGGUGGACUUCACAAAUUGUUCACGGCUUGUUGCUGAGGAAGGCUGAUCUAAAAAUAGUUUCCCAAGUCAACGGGAUAAAAUUCAUCGUUGGCAAUAAGGUGAUACAAUUCACCGCACAACAAUUUUGUGUCGUCAUAGGGCUAAGGUUUGGAAACCUUUGUUUCAUUCCGAUUGCAACUAAUGAGAACUGCUCAUUGAAAAGGAAGUUCUUUUGCAAAUAUAAAAUUGUCAGUCUUUUGCAACGAUAA